Temnothorax curvispinosus is the source of this 2833-nucleotide messenger RNA. Its product is annotated as synaptosomal-associated protein 25-like. Gene Ontology annotation, molecular function: SNAP receptor activity; syntaxin binding. The transcript has 7 exons. Gene Ontology annotation, biological process: synaptic vesicle fusion to presynaptic active zone membrane; synaptic vesicle priming; exocytosis. NCBI's taxonomy places the organism in Eukaryota, Metazoa, Arthropoda, Insecta, Hymenoptera, Formicidae. The record is from RefSeq and is a predicted model, not a curated record. Bases 526 to 1173 code for a protein of 215 amino acids. Gene Ontology annotation, cellular component: plasma membrane; SNARE complex.
CACCGCGGCGCGGCUGUCAUUCCGCCCGCGGAAUUCCGCAAAGUCUCUCCCCGGCAUCGUCGUCGUCGAGUGCUACUCUCCGGCUAUCUCGCGAGGGGUACUCUUCGUGGUCUCGAUCGAGCACGAGAAACGAGACAUCUCAGGUUUGCUCGUUCGCUUGCUCGUUACCGCCUGCGCACCGGUUUCGCCGUCGCGCGGUCGCCGAAGGGAAAGGUUCCUUGCAGACGGUGGUUGUUCAACGUGACAUUGUCCUUUCCACCCUGCUCCUCGUCGUCCCAGAGGAGAGAGCGGGUGGUCUCUCUCUGGGUGGACGUGAGGACGGCGUUUCCGUUUCGCCAGGUCCUGGCGAACGUCAUGUUCGAUACCGCGCACCGCGUAUCCACGCUGCGGUAAACUCGCCGUCCCGGUCCCGGUAACCAGAAAGCAGGCGUCGCACCGUCGCCGGCAGGCGGGAAGAUUCGCCGAAAAGAAGAGGACUGUCAUCCCAGCAUCUAGCCCCAUCAAGCGUCAGACCACCAGCCGGCGAUGCCUGCACCGACGUCAGUGGCGGGUGCGGCCCCUGAGGGUGGCCCGCCUCGCACCGAACUGCAGGAGUUACAACUCAAGGCCGGCCAGGUUACGGAUGAAUCUCUGGAAAGCACGAGGCGUAUGCUGGCGUUAUGUGAGGAGAGCGAGGAGAUCGGAGCGAACACUCUGACGAUGUUAGACCACCAAGGCGAACAGCUGGACCGGAUCGAGGAGGGCAUGGACCAGAUUAACGCCGACAUGAAAGAGGCCGAAAAAAAUCUUACUGGAAUGGAGAAGUGCUGCGGCCUUUGCGUUCUUCCCUGUAACAAAGGCGCCAGCUUUAAAGAAGAUGAGGGCACGUGGAAGGGCAACGAUGACGGCAAGGUCGUGAACAACCAGCCGCAGCGGGUGAUGGACGACCGCAACGGUCUCGGGCCGCAGACCGGCUAUAUCGCCAAGAUCACGAACGACGCGCGCGAGAGUGAGAUGGAGGAUAACAUGGGCCAGGUGAACACGAUGAUCGGCAACCUGAGGAACAUGGCGAUUGACAUGGGCAGCGAGCUCGGGAAUCAGAAUCAGCAGAUCGACAGGAUUAACCGCAAGGGUGAAUCAAACGAGACGAGGAUACAGGUGGCCAACGAGCGAGCCCAUCAACUACUCAAGUAAGCGGCCACACUCUCUGUCGACUAUCCGCGCCCCGUCGGCCGCCACGAGCGUCACCACCAUCACCCUCCACCACCACCACCACCACCACCAACAACAACAACAACAACAACAACACAAUAGCAACAACAACAACAUCGACACCAACAACAAUCAGCACAAUUACAUUCGACAGUCUACUCGAUCGUUUACUCGCGAUCUAUAAUCGCGUUACGUCUGUUAGAACGUUGUUUUUUCGUUCAUCUUCACCGAUACCGAGUACCGGCCGGUACUUUUCGAGCUCGGUAUCGUCAGAAUAUGUAAUACUUAAUGAAAAUACUUAACCCUAAACUUGACUGAGUGGAUUCUGUAAACUAUAAUUCUCAGAAUUUCGUAAUGUCCUUUUUCGUUCGUAAUAAGAGAUCGUUUGAAUCACGCGUCACAUCGCCAUAGGCGUCUAAAAAUCAUCGCGACGAUAUGUAAAGGGACUUGGGAUCUUUGGGACGUUUUUCGGAUUUUUGGCACAGUUUCUUAAGCUAUAUUAUAUUAAAUUAUAAUACACUCCGCGAACGAUAAUGCCGAGAAAAUCGACGUGAAAGAAAAAUAAACGCUGAAUUGGUUGUCGGUGAACUGGUGAGUAUCUGCUCUGCAUUUCCUUCGUAUAACGAAAUUUUUUUACUUUCUUAGCUUUCGCAAGUUUAGGGUUAAUAUACGAAGCAAAUUCGCACGUUACAAAUUCGGAGAUUCUGACUUUCGGCUUCAGAUCUGACCGUACAAGUCCGGUUCCUCAUUUAGCGUCGAAAACAUCCAAUUUAAUUUUCCAUCUUUAACCUUGCUAAUUCACAUUUUGCAACUAAAAAUUAGAUUUAAUCUCCGAGACGGGCUUUUUGUCUUUACAAUGGCAAUAAUCCGCCGAUGCAGAGCUUCGAAGAUUCGAGGCGAAUGUUUCGAGGCAUUUAGAUGUGGCUAAUCGGUCAUCAAAGCUGGAUUAAAAACGGAUCUCUAACUUAAGAUUAACGGAACAGUCUUAUUGUACCGAUCACAACGAAGAAGCCGAUGAAAUCUUUUUCUAGCAUGGCAAAAGCGUCGAGUUAUCGCGUAGUUUAAAAAACGGAAAAAACGCUAAAAUCCAAUCUCCGAUUCGGGAACGAACAGCUUCGUUCUCUAUGCCGGCAGAGUUAGCGCGUUGAACGAUGGAACUUAAAUAAAAAUUAAUACACGCGCGCACACACACACACACACACACACACACACACACAUAUAUAUAUAUAUAUAUAUCUUUCGUUAGUCACACACACGUACAUACACGUACACAUACCGGGAAGAUUAAAUGCACGAAAAAUUGCAGCAAUUAAUUCAAUUCUCUCGGUUUAAUCGACUCUAGACAGUAGGACGGGAUUGUAUCGAAAGCGCAAGAAACAAACGGAGGGGAAAAAAGAGAAAGGAACAAGAUAAUAGUACAAAAAUUAUUACACUUAUCUCCCGUUUAGAAAAAACAUUUCGAGUACAAGCUUUAUUUAUUUGUCUCAUCGUAUAUUGCCGCUCUCCGCGAUUACAAUUUGCACUCGAGGAUCACCCUCGAAGCGUGUCAACGAUCCUGUCUACAAACGAAAGAAGCAACAUCCUAAUCUCCCUCUCCCUCGAGUCUCCCCCGAAACACAAGGGGGGACCCUGCGUUGUUUUC